AUGAAUCAAUACGACAUUGUUUUAGAAAAGGAAACAAUAACUCUAAAAGAUAUACCAAGUUUACUUGUAAUAAACAAAAUAAAACUAACAGGAAUUAAUCCAGAUAAUAAUGAAACCCAAACACAAAUAAAUGAACAACCAACCAAUCAUAUAAUCAUAACUUCUGAAAAUGGUAAUACUCAAACAUGGCAAUCUCUAAACAUUCCAACUUCAACUGUAACAUUUCUAACAAUGAGAGAUGAUGAUAAUCAUGAAAUAAUGAUUACAGAAGGAACUGGAAUCCUCUACGCAGUAAUGACCUUUGACUUGAAAGAUCACACAAUACAUUUUGGUGCAUACAAAAAUCAAUGGUUCAAUAUCACCCCUCAAAAAAACAUAAUAAUAUUUCCUUAUAGAUUAAAUUAUAAUGAUUCAACCAAACGUCUAUCAUUAACAUUAGAAGGCAGUGGAAGAGAACAAAAUCCAAAUCAACAAUUCAUUGAAAUAGACUUAGAAAUUAACGGUGGAGUCUCAACAAUUUCUCCAGGUCUUUUUGAUGAAAUUUGGAUCAAAUACUUCAACAAAGAAAAUUAA
Molecule: messenger RNA, 573 nt
Organism: Entamoeba dispar SAW760
Lineage: Eukaryota; Evosea; Mastigamoebida; Endamoebidae
Exons: 1
Coding region: 1-573 (190 amino acids)
Source: RefSeq, a predicted model, not a curated record